ACUACUUCAGCCUGAUCAGGUCAUCGUAUGGGAUUGUGACUGAACUUUGUUGUGUCAGGUCUUAACGAAUUUUGGAAGGUCUGCAAAGUGCAUUUAUAUACACGAUAUACUCUCGUUCAGUAUAGCGUAUUUCAUCGAUUAUGCAUUUUGAAACCUAUUUGGUUUUAUUUGCGGUCGUGUCCUAUGCCAGUGUUGUCGUCGCUAGCAUUGAACAACACACACACGACCAUCUCUCGACGCACCCCCAUUACGAAGGAGGGGAGCACAACCUCGAAUAUGACCACGAUGCAUUCCUUGGUCCCAAACAAGCUAAGGAAUUCGAAACACUGAGCGAAGAAGAAGCGAAAAAAAGACUGAAGGCUAUGGUACCUAAGCUGGACACAGACAAGGAUGGAGAAAUCUCGUUAGCUGAACUUGAAUCGUGGAUAGAUAAACAACGAAAAAUUUUUAUGUACGAUGCAGUCGAUGAAGAUAUUGAAGUGCAGGAUCAUGAUGGUGACAAGAUGAUAUCCUGGACUGAAUACAUGAAAGCAAGGUUUGGGGAGUGGGAGCAUGAGGAUUACCCUAAAGAUGAGGCAUUGAAAGAUCAAAUUCGAAAGGCGAAACGUAAAUUUGACGCCGCAGACCAAAACAAAGACGGAAAAAUGGACCGAGAAGAAUAUGUGUUGUUUCAACAUCCAGAAGAAGCCGAGUACAUGGAAAAAAUUGCCAUCGAGGAAAUAGUUGACGAAGUUGAUAAGAACGGAGAUGGGCUCAUAUCAAUCAAAGAAUUCCUAGGCCAAUAUGGUGAGGACCAAGGGCCUGAGUGGGUAGCCCGCGAAAGGGAAAACAUUGCAAAAAGUUUUGAUACAAAUGGCAACGGACAUUUGGAGUUUGAAGAAAUUCACAAAUGGGUCAUUCCAACACGCGGGGAGUCGCGCGAGGAAGCUGAACAUCUUAUGGAGGGGACAGAUGAGGACGCUAACGGAUAUCUAUCAGUAGAUGAAAUUAUCCUUCAUUAUGAUUUGUUUGUUGGGAGUAGAGCAACUGACCACGGUGAAACGUUGAAGCGAAUGAGACACGAUGAGUUUUAGCAGUUUCACAAAGUUUAGCCCAAUUGUGACAUACUAAUAUAAAUAUACAUUGUAGAAACUUGUAAACACUUAUA
Molecule: messenger RNA, 1147 nt
Organism: Dendronephthya gigantea
Lineage: Eukaryota; Metazoa; Cnidaria; Anthozoa; Malacalcyonacea; Nephtheidae
Product: calumenin-B-like
Exons: 3
Coding region: 141-1073 (310 amino acids)
Cellular component (GO): endoplasmic reticulum
Molecular function (GO): calcium ion binding
Source: RefSeq, a predicted model, not a curated record